Molecule: messenger RNA, 904 nt
Organism: Anoplophora glabripennis (Asian longhorned beetle)
Lineage: Eukaryota; Metazoa; Arthropoda; Insecta; Coleoptera; Cerambycidae
Product: farnesol dehydrogenase-like
Exons: 4
Coding region: 107-889 (260 amino acids)
Source: RefSeq, a predicted model, not a curated record
GGUAUCUCUCGCAUAGAAAGCUUAAAAUGCGAGCAACUGAGGAGCUCGAUUAGUUUUCUUGUUAGUUCCGGUGAGUCUCCCAGAAGUGCAAAAACUAAACUAAGCAAUGGUAUUGUCCAUGGAUAGAUGGGUUGGUAAAGUGGCCGUAGUCACCGGUGCCAGUUCCGGUAUUGGGGCCGCUAUUGCAGAGGCGCUGGUUGAGCAAGGGCUUAAGGUGGCUGGACUAGCCCGAAGAAAAGAUCGCCUGGAAGCUUUAGCUCAAAAACUUUCCAACAAAAAGGGCAAAUUUUACCCCCUUAAGUCAGACUUAACAAAAGAAGAAUACAUUUUAAACACUUUCAAGUGGAUCAAGGAGAACUUAGGCACGAUUCAUAUUCUCGUGAACAACGCUGGCUAUCUCGGAAAAACCACUCUAAUUGACGGAGACAGCGAUGUUUGGAGGAACACAUUUGAAGUUAACGUCCUGGGUUUGUGUAUAGCUACGAGGGAAGCCAUAAGGGAUAUGAGAGCCAACGACAUUGACGGGCACAUAAUCCACAUCAACAGCAUCGUGGGGCAUCAAGUGAUAAAUUUUCGAGAAUUUAACGUGUACAUUUCGAGUAAACAUGCAGUGACAGCCCUAGCAGAAACGCUGAGGUUGGAACUGGUAGAAUUGAAGUCGAAAAUAAAAAUUACGAGUAUCAGUCCGGGACUUGUGGAUACCGAAAUUUUACCAAAUUAUAUAACGAAGCACAAGAACCUUAUUGAAGAAAAACAAAUAAUCGAACCAGAGAAUAUCGCUGAUGCGGUUGUUUACGCAUUGUCGACUUCUCCGCAUGUGCAGGUAAGUUUUGUUCAGAUUUUACUACACUGGCAAAACGAAAUAAUUGCUAGUAAAAUCGCAUUCUAAAAAUCCCUUGUACCU